Messenger RNA from Entamoeba dispar SAW760, 1410 nucleotides. RefSeq names its product periplasmic [Fe] hydrogenase large subunit, putative. The transcript has a single exon. Bases 1 to 1410 code for a protein of 469 amino acids. The record is from RefSeq and is a predicted model, not a curated record. Gene Ontology annotation, molecular function: 4 iron, 4 sulfur cluster binding; ferredoxin hydrogenase activity; iron ion binding. Lineage: Eukaryota; Evosea; Mastigamoebida; Endamoebidae.
AUGCCACCUAAGCCAUCACAUACUAUUACUGGUCAAGAUCAUAAUAAUGCUAUUGAAAUAGAUUGGUCUAAAUGCAUGGGAUGUGGUAUGUGUGCUAUGAGAUGUAAUUAUGGAGUAUUACAUAAAUCUGGUCCAAAAAUUCCACCAACAGUUACUCCAAAUAGAGAGAAUGUUACUCAACCAAAUGACGAUAAAACACGUGUUCUUAUUGAUGAAUCAGAUUGUGUUGGAUGUGGACAAUGUUCAAGUGCCUGUAACUUUGGUGCUAUUAAACCAGUCAGCCAUAUUGAAAGAGUGUUUGAAGCAAAGAAAGCUGGAAAGAAACUUGUUGCAAUGAUUGCACCAGCUACUCGUGUUGGUAUUGCUGAAGCUAUGGGACUUCCAAUUGGAACAUCUGCUAUGGCACAAUUAGUUCAUUGUUUAAGACUUGUUGGAUUUGAUUAUGUCUUUGAUAUUAAUUCAGCUGCAGAUAAAACUACAAUGGACGAUCUUGCUGAAGUUGUUGAAAUGAAGAAAGAAGGAAAAGGACCUGCUAUUACUUCAUGUUGCCCAGGAUGGUUAGAAUAUUUAGAAAAGAAAUAUCCAGACUUAAUUCCAAGAGUUUCUACUGCCAGAUCACCAAUUGCUUGUCUUGCUGGAUGUAUUAAGAAUGCAUGGUGUAAAGACAUGAAAAUUCCAAAAGAAGACAUUUACACAGUUGGAAUUAUGCCAUGUAUUGCUAAAAAGGUAGAAUCACAAAGACCUAAUCUUCAUCAAGACUAUGAUGCUGCUUUAACUACCAAUGAAAUUGCUACAUACUUCAAAGCACAUCUUCCAGCUGAAGAAUGUAAGUUUACUCAAGAAAGAGAAGACACUCUUUCUAAAACUGAAGAUGGACAAUGUGAUUUACCAUUCAGAAGAAUUUCUGGAGGAACAAAUAUUUUUGCAAAGACUGCUGGUGUUGCUGAAACAGUCUUAAGAGUAUUGGUUAAACAAGCUGGACUUCAAUGGGACCCAUCUAAAAUUCAAGCUGAAGUUAUGUUUAAAGAUAAUGCUUCAGGUUCUGCUAUGACUAAAUUAACAAUUGAUAUUGCAGGUACUCCAAUUGUUGGAGUAAUUUGUCAUGGAGGACAUGCUAUUACUAAGGCAUGUGAUAUGAUGAGAGCUGGAGAACUUAAAUGUGAUGUAGUUGAAAUGAUGGCAUGUGUUAAUGGAUGUCAAUGUGGAGCUGGACAACCAAAAAUUCCACCUGCUAAGAAAGCUGAUUUUGUUAAAAGAACUGCUGAACUUGAUAGACUUGAUGAUAAUACUGAUAUUAAGGCAGCUUGUGAAAAUACUGAUGUUCUUGCAUGGAUUGACUCACACUUUGAUAGUCACGAGCAACAUGAAUAUCUUCAUACAACUUAUCAUGCUAGAUAUCCACAAGCCUAA